AUGCCUAAAGUACACUGUGAUGAAGAGUACUAUCAAGAGCUGAUGCCACAAUUCGCAAGCUAUUGUGAUACAAUUAAUUCAGUAUACCGGCUAAAAACAAACAAAAAUGGAGAAUUAAUUAGAAUUUAUCAAAUGAUUGAAAAUAACUUGAUUCAAACAAAAUUAUUCUCUCCAGAUGAUAUAAUAAAUGUAUUAAUAGUAGCAUUACGGUUAAACAACGGAUAUACAAUGUCGUAUAACUCAAUCUAUCAACAGAUCAUAGAAGCACACAAAAAUCAGAUAUAUAAUAAUCAACAAGUUACAUAUUUCAAUGAUAUCAUAUCUGAUUUUGAUUCAAUGAUUGGUCAGGACCUAAAAGAAUUUUCAGAAGCAUUAAUAAUAGAUGACAAAAAAUCAUUCAUAUCAUAUACUCAAAAAGCUGGAUUUGAUAUUAAUAAACAAUUCUCAAAUAAGCUAUUUCCAUCUACAGGAAAUAAGUAUUCACUAAUCGAGUUAUGCUGUUAUUAUGGGGCGGUUGGUUGUUUUAAAUUCUUAAGGUCAGAAUUAGAUGAAGCAAUUUCACCUGCAUGUCUUCAGCUUUCAUUUUUAAGUGGGAAACCUGAUAUCAUGAAUGAAUGCAUAAAAUAUCAAACACCAGAUGAGACUUGCAUGGAAUAUGCAAUUGCUUCUCAUAACAUUGAUUUUGUUUCUUUUUUGAUGAAUGAAUACAACUUGAGCAUCAAUCUUAAAUUAUGUGGAAAAUAUAAUAACCUUCAAGCAUUUUUAAUCUAUUUGGACCAAACAAAUGAUAUCAAUGAAUGCUUUAUUUAUUCACCAAUCUUUCACAUCCCAUCUCUUUGUGAAUAUUUCCUUUCAAAAAAUGUAAAAAUUAAUGAAAAAGAUUAUAAUGAUAGAAGGACAGCACUUCAUAAUGCCGCAUUAUAUAAUUGCCCAAAAAUAAUGGAAUUAUUUCUUAUGCAUAAUGCUAAUGUCAAUAUAAAAUCGCAAAAUAAAAAAACUCCGCUUCACUAUGCAGCUCAGAAAAAUAACGUCGAAUCAGUGGUUUAUCUUAUAAAUCAUGAAGCAAAAAUUGAUGCAAAAGCUUAUUUUGGUGAAACUCCCCUUCAUUUCGCUGCAUUAAAGAAUUGUAUUGAAACUGUUAUUCUUCUUUUAUCACUUGGAGCCAAUAUCAAUGCAAAAACAGUAAAUAACAAAUCUGCAAUCUCACUUGCUGCAAAAAGAAACAAUAAAGAAGUUGUUAAUAUUUUAAUAUCUCAUGGUGCAGAUAUUGAAUUAAAAGAUAAUAAUGGGAAAACUGCAUUAUUUUAUGCAUCAGAUGAAGGUAAUAUAGAUAUCAUUGAUAUCUUAAUUUCUCAUGGUGCAAAAAUUCAAAAUCAAGAUAAAUUAGGUAAAACUAUUCUUCAUAUAGCAGCACAAAAUGGAAAUCAAGAAAUUGCAAAAGUUUUAAUUUCAUAUGGGGUAAAUAUUCACAUUUUGGAUAAUAAAUGGAGAACAGCUCUUCAUUAUGCAGCUGAAAAUAAUUCAUCGAAAAUUGUUGAGAACCUUAUAUCACUUGGAAUUGAUAUCAAUAUUCAAGACUGUGAUGAUGAGACUGCUCUUCAUUAUGCAAUUAGAAAUAAUAAUGAUGAAAUCGCAUUAAACCUUCUUUCACAUGGAGCUAAUUUUAGCAUUGAAAACAGAUAUGGGGAAACACCCUUUGCAUUAGCUGUUUAUAUGAAUAAAAUAUUAGUUGUCACUGAAAUUCUAUCUCAAGGUGCUGAUGUCAAUAAGGAGUGGUAUCAUUGCUCCCCGUUGCUUAAUCUAGCGGCUGAAUUACGCAAUGUGAAAAUGAUGGAGUUACUUAUAUCAUUUAAUGCAGAUAUAAAUGGAAAAGGCUGGUCCAACCGAACAGCACUUCAUAUUGCAGCAAUACAAAGUUUUCAAAAAGGAGUUGCCUUACUUAUUUCAAGUGGUGCAGAAAUUAACGCAAUUGAUUAUGAAGGAAACGCGGCUCUUCAUUUUGCAGUAAGAAACAAUCACAAUUUUGUCAUGGUAGAAUUUCUUAUUUUGCAUGGUAUUAAUGUUAAUAUAAAAAAUAAACUAGGGGAAACAGCAUUGCUUUGGAUCGAAAAGAUUAAUAGUUUUGAAAUGGCAGAGCUUCUUAUUUCAAAUAAUGCAGAUAUAAAUUCUACAGAUUAUCAAGGAAGAUCACUUCUUCAUUAUGAAGUUUCAAAACACUCUUCAAUUAAUCUUCAAUAUUUAACUUUUCUUGUUACACAUGGUAUAGAUGUAAAUCUAAAAGAUGGCUUGAAUUAUGCUCCUCUUCAUUAUACUGCAGCAAAUCGGGAAAACAGAGCAUGUGAAAUCCUUAUUUCACAUGGUGCAGAAAUUAAUGUUGUUGAUGAUAAAGGAAACACCCCACUUCAUUAUGCAGUAUCAACAAAUAAUAUGAAAUUGAUAGAAUUUCUUAUCGAUCAUGGUGCAAAUGUUAAUGCAACAAACAAUAAAGGAAAGACCCCUCUUCAAAAAGCCUCAAAUAGGAAUAAAAUAGAAAUCAUUCAAAUCUUCAUCGCUCAUGGAGUUCUGGCAAAUUCAGAGGAUGUUGAUGAGAGCAAGGAAAAAGGAUGUAGGAUAUAG
Molecule: messenger RNA, 2616 nt
Organism: Trichomonas vaginalis G3
Lineage: Eukaryota; Parabasalia; Trichomonadida; Trichomonadidae
Product: ankyrin repeat protein family
Exons: 1
Coding region: 1-2616 (871 amino acids)
Molecular function (GO): protein binding
Source: RefSeq, a predicted model, not a curated record